Phytophthora nicotianae INRA-310 is the source of this 1314-nucleotide messenger RNA. RefSeq lists its product as hypothetical. The coding region runs from base 1 to 1314 and encodes 437 amino acids. The record is from RefSeq and is a predicted model, not a curated record. NCBI's taxonomy places the organism in Eukaryota, Oomycota, Peronosporomycetes, Peronosporales, Peronosporaceae. The transcript has 3 exons.
AUGCCUGUCAGUGAGGUGGAAGAUGACCUCACACGAGCGAUGAGCAAGCUUUGGUCUGUUACUACGAAGGCUGUGAAGAAGUGCAUGGAGGGUAUCCCAAUCAGGGUUGGACGCAAGCUGGAGAAGGAACUCGGAGCGCUCUUUGGCUUGAUGUUCGACGGCUGGUCGCACGCGGGAGUCCAUUACGUUGGACGCUAUGCAGUGUACGAAGCAGAUGGCGAGGUUCGCGUGCCGCUUUUGGGCUUGUCACCCCUUAUGGAUGGUGUACAAACGGCAGAUGCCCACAUCCAGAUGUUCAAUAAUAUUCUCGACGUCUACAAACAAGACAGAGGAUAUGUCGAUGGCGACCAAGAUGGGGUUCCUCUCGUCAGCUGUGCCAGCCAUCUGUUUAAUCUGGCAGUUGGCAAGUAUAUCGCACCGCAUGAGGCUUGGCUGACCGAAGUGCAUGACCUUAUGGUGGAGUUGCGCAAGGAGAACAACCUUGCCGAGCUCAAGAAGCACACGGAGCUUCUACCAGUGAAGCGCAACGUCACGCGUUGGUCUUCGACGUUUGCUAUGGUUGAGCGCUACGUUCGAAUCCGUCAAGAUAUCAAGAAGGUGGACGCCGUGGAGGAACUGAUUCCGACUGAUGGGAAACACCGCAAGCUUCUCGCGUUGCUCGAGCAUCUCAAGAAAUUUGAGAGCGUGUGCAAGAGGCUUCAGCGGGACGAAACCAACAUGGCGGAUGUACGGCUUCUGUUUGACUCUCUCGUUGCCGAGUACCCUGUCAUGGGUGAGCACUUGAAAAGUGCAGCCAAGAUCGUCCAUACACCAGCGUUCGAGGCUGGUGUCGUCAAGGUAAUCAACGGCUCAGCGCUAUCGACGGCAGAAACGACAGUAUUGAAGAGGUUUGCAGUCAAGAACAUCACAGGGAAGAAGCGGAAGGAACGGGAAGAGGACUACGCGUCAAUGCUACUGCAGCGCAAAAAGAAGAAGACAUCGUCAAGCACUGCCAGGAAGAGCAAGCGCCUCGCUCAGAUCGGCCGCCUAGCUGACAGCAGGAUUCAGCAACGCCCUCAGCAGCGCCCUCCCCAGCGCCCUCAGCAACUUCCUCAGCAGGUUCGCCAGGUGACGAUGGCCGAGCUGGUGGGCGAGUGGACGGUAAGUUCCACUGUAAUUGCCACGGUUGCCGACGACACCUCCUCGGCGAGCGACGGCUCCGAGUUUGUAGGCGAAGACCUCUUUACUAUGGAUAUUAUUUACGCUAAAAAGAUGGACGCAAGAGGAAGUGCAUAUUACCUCGUCUCCUGGGUUGGUUUCGAACGCCUGACGUGA